AUGCUCACGGCGACUGUAACCAGCUGGCAGGGACUAUACGCGCAGCGGCUCUUGCUAGGCUUCGUCGAGUCCAUCAUCCCCACCGGCUCCAUGUGCAUCAUCAGUGAAUACUACACACAAAGCGAGCAGGCCCUCCGCCAGGCGUGGUGGUUCUCAGCAGCUGCCUUGUUCACUAUAAUCGGCAACGCGCUCAACUACGGCUUCGCGCAGUUCCACGGUGGGAUGCUGAAGCCCCCGCAGUACAUCUACCUCCUCGCCGGCUCGUUGAAAGUCGUGUUCGGCCUGAUGUGUUUCGCUACUCCAAACUCUCCCCGUCUCUGCCUGUUCCCAGGCGGCGGCAUCUCAUUCAUAGGUUGUAUUACUGGCGGCUGGCUCGCGUCGCCGAUUCCCAGCAUUCGCCUUUUGCUGUCCGUGUUUUACUGCUUGCCGGUCAUCGCUGGCUGCGCCAUGAUUUGGAAAUCGAAUUGGACGCACCAUGCGCCGACGCCGGUAGCCGGGACUGCUAUCAUCGGAUGCUUUGGAGACGUUACUAGUCUAUCGAUGGUUGCUGGUAUGGCGAACGUGGCUAGCGCGACGAAGAAGAGCGUGAUGGCGGCAGCGAUCUUCGGCGCUGUUGGCGUUGGGUAUAUUGUUGGGCCGCAGUUGGCCAAGAGUCAAUGCAAGGCGAAGCAUUACCCGGAGCUGUGGGAGGGAUUGAUGACAAGGUGA
Messenger RNA from Mytilinidion resinicola, 708 nucleotides. RefSeq lists its product as uncharacterized. Gene Ontology annotation, cellular component: membrane. Gene Ontology annotation, molecular function: transmembrane transporter activity. The record is from RefSeq and is a predicted model, not a curated record. Lineage: Eukaryota; Fungi; Ascomycota; Dothideomycetes; Mytilinidiales; Mytilinidiaceae. The coding region runs from base 1 to 708 and encodes 235 amino acids. The transcript is spliced from 2 exons.